CCCGCUCCCUGCUCCCACAGGCAGCACUUUCUGACAGAGGAUCUGCUCGCCUUCUACAAUGAACACCUUGGUACUGGUGGCUCUAACGGCGCUGUGCGGUGCGGCGGUGGCGCGGCCGCAGGUGCCCGUCUUCGACCCGUUCCCCAAGUACAACCCAAUCGACGUGCGGAUCCCGCGGCCGUCUGCCACGCCGGUGCGUCCGUCGCCGCCGGCGAGCCGCGCUCCGCCCCCACCGCCCCCACCGCGCCCCGUCGUGCCAUCGCAGCCGCUGCCGGCCCCCGCACCACAGCCCGCCAUCGUGCCAGCGCGCACCAUCCCGCAGGCCUCCUCAGAGGGCCACUGGAUCAUCAUCAAGCAGGCCAAGGACCAGGCCAACGAUGGAUCCUACCGGUGGAACUACGAGACGGAGAACGGCAUCGCGGCUGAGGAGACGGGCGCCCUGAAGGCGAUCGCGCCCAACGAGGACGGCACGGCGGCGCAGGGCUUCUACUCUUACACGGCGCCCGACGGCACGCCCAUCCGAGUCACCUACACCGCCGACGAGAACGGCUUCCAGGCGCAGGGCGACCACUUCCCCGUGGCGCCGCCCAUCCCGGAGGCGAUCCAGCGGGCGCUCGCCUGGAACGCCGCCCACCCGGAGGAGGAGGUCGAGACUCCAGCCAGGAGGGCCUGAGCUUCCUCUCCACCUCACGGAUACACUGCCGGACGUCCACCACCGGACCGUCUUCGACCAACGGAACCUUCUUCGAACCUCAGACACUUCUACUACCCUAGCAACUUCUCUUCGUUUCCCUACAAGACGCAUCGCCAUGCGUCGUUGUCCUUCUAGCGUCCUAACAACGCAGUAACUGUGCGACUUUGCAGCCCCCGUCUCGUGAGUGUGCGGUGCGCGUCUCAUUCUCAACCUCCGCGCGUCUCUUCUUCGUGAGUUCAGUUCCUCACUCUUAUGCUGAACGAUAUUUAAGAUCUUAUAUAAUUAUGUGUAUCAUAGCAUGGCAAUAAAGAUUAUAUUAAGGCCAGUAAAAA
Messenger RNA from Schistocerca cancellata (South American locust), 1026 nucleotides. RefSeq names its product endocuticle structural glycoprotein SgAbd-1. The transcript is spliced from 3 exons. Gene Ontology annotation, cellular component: chitin-based extracellular matrix. Gene Ontology annotation, molecular function: structural constituent of chitin-based larval cuticle. NCBI's taxonomy places the organism in Eukaryota, Metazoa, Arthropoda, Insecta, Orthoptera, Acrididae. The coding region runs from base 59 to 673 and encodes 204 amino acids. The record is from RefSeq and is a predicted model, not a curated record.